AUGUGGUCCACCGCCGCCUCUUGGGUCGCCCUAUUUGCGUUGACCGCAGCCCUCACCCGAUACUACAAUCCGGACCUGUUCAAUAAACUUACUGGCCAGGCUUUUACACGAGGACCACAACCGCCACAAGAGUCGGAGAGGCAUGCUGCUAAGCGGCAGAAAGCGAAGCGGACACAUGCCAGUCGACUGGAGACCAGCAACAGCGGCACGUCUACCCCGACCAGUGCUCCUGAAGCUAAGGCCAACAAGAGAAGGAAGCUCAUCUCCCCUUCCAUUGAGGACAAGGUGGUUGCCCAGACUGCUGAGGGCCAACGAGUCACUCUGCCCCGAGAUGAGGAGGACGAGUUGAGCAACAAAGAAUUCGCUCAACAGCUCGCCAAAGCGCAGGCUGGCACCAAAUUGGAGCCCGCCAAGUCGCAGGGAGCAACCAAGAAAGAGCGACGCGCUGUCGCCAAGGACUCGACUGGGAAACAAAAUGGCCUGGAAGCUUCAGGACUUUCCACCGAGACCUCUUCCACCACCGGCCGUGAUGCAGACGACGACCUCUCUCCCAUUGGAUCUCCCUCCACCGGUCCCGUGUCGACUGCGCCCACCUCGCGGGCUGGUGACGUGUCGGACAUGCUAGAGACCCCAGCAGCCAAACCUGGUAUUCUGAGGUUGACAGAUGUCAAGAGUGAGGGUCCAAGGGCAUCAGCGGGCUCCUCGAAAGCCGCCUUCCAACCUGCCUUGACCAAGAAACAGAGACAGAGACAGGCCAAGGCAGCGGAGCAGAAGGCUUUGAGAGAGGCGUCUGACCUCAUCCACGAGCAAAAGAAACAAGCACAAUUGCGGACUGCCAGAAUGGCCGAAGGAAGCUCGAACCAAACCAAGGCAAAUUCGUUCACGGCGAAGCAGAAUGCCUGGCAGACUGCGAAGCCGGCCCCAGAGAAGUCAGCCCAGACCACCGAAGUUGCGCCUCUCCUCGAAACCUUUGAAAAGCCAGAGCUACCCACUGUCACCGUAAAUGAGUCUGUCAAGGCAGAACCGCUGUCGAACGUCACCAACUCUGUCCCAGAUAGUGCCACCAUCAACUCAGUCAAACAAGACGUUGGCGAAGGGGAAACUCAUGCGUUGGGAGCAUCAGACCGAGAGAAACUCGCUAGGCCCGUCCUUGGUAGCCGACCAAGUUGGGCUGAUGAAGUCAACGAGGAGGAGCAAGACAAGUGGGCAAACGAGCUUGCACAAGAAGAGAAAUGGGAGUCGGUGACCAACAAGAAAGGCAAGAAGAAGGCGAAGAAGGAUAUAAAUGACACCAGCAGUGAAGCAAGUUCUUCGGUUGCCAGACCUGUGGCAAACAACCACCCCGUCAUCAACGGCAGUCGAUCGAAUGGGAUCAAACCAGGCGUGGAGAACCCGAAUCGAUUCCAAUCCAUCGAGCCGGUGACAGAUCCGACGUUCAAGGAUGCCGAAUGGGAGGCUUGA
This is a messenger RNA of Fonsecaea multimorphosa CBS 102226, 1461 nucleotides long. RefSeq lists its product as uncharacterized. Lineage: Eukaryota; Fungi; Ascomycota; Eurotiomycetes; Chaetothyriales; Herpotrichiellaceae. The coding region runs from base 1 to 1461 and encodes 486 amino acids. The transcript has a single exon. The record is from RefSeq and is a predicted model, not a curated record.